UAGAACCAUGCCUACUUUAGGCAGUCCCAAGGGAAUCGAAGGGUAAACGAGCUGGUUCUCAAUUCAUACCACAGUAGUCCACUUCAGUCUGUUCAAAGCUCACUUGUCCGGCACCCAUACCAGGACUCGGAUUGGGAUGGAUGUUCAUUCAUGUAUUGUCACAGUUGUGUGGACAUGAUCCGGCACAAUCCAAGCUCAUCAUUGCGGCACCUCUAUCGCUCACUUAAUUUUAUGACCCGAAGAGUAAUGUCGGACCGUACCGGCCUUCGACUUCUAACGACUGUCUUUUCCCGUUUUACCGCUACUAUAGCCAGUUGACUCAUAAUGGAUAAACCCUGAGCACCAAACUAUGGAAAUCGGCCAACUUUUAGAACUUUAGGAGCGAAACCUCAACUGACUCAAGUGCGCAGCCGAAGGGGAUUCUUUUCCGUACUCGAGGCCCUUGUGUCCACCUUCACUCGUUAGGACUUAGGGAGAUCAGAGAUACAUUCGAC
Messenger RNA from Pseudomassariella vexata, 494 nucleotides. RefSeq lists its product as uncharacterized. NCBI's taxonomy places the organism in Eukaryota, Fungi, Ascomycota, Sordariomycetes, Amphisphaeriales, Pseudomassariaceae. The record is from RefSeq and is a predicted model, not a curated record. Bases 151 to 318 code for a protein of 55 amino acids. The transcript has a single exon.